Messenger RNA from Oryzias melastigma (Indian medaka), 2723 nucleotides. RefSeq lists its product as uncharacterized. NCBI's taxonomy places the organism in Eukaryota, Metazoa, Chordata, Actinopteri, Beloniformes, Adrianichthyidae. Gene Ontology annotation, biological process: proteolysis. The record is from RefSeq and is a predicted model, not a curated record. Gene Ontology annotation, molecular function: nucleic acid binding; aspartic-type endopeptidase activity; zinc ion binding.
UAACAAGCCACAAUCUGUACUCACCUGCUCAAGUUGAGUAAAAGGUCUGAGCAAAGAGUGCUUGUCGCGUGAAGUGAUUUCCCUCCCCACGCAUGUCCUGAAGAGUUGCGCAAUCGCCAUCAUCGGGAAAGCACAGCGCGACAAAUGGUGUCAGAAGCGGGAUCUUCAAAGCUUUCAAUUGUGAGUAAAUCCACCUCACCAAAGAAUGACAGAAACAACGACCGCUAAAACUUUACAAUUAUCCGGAAUCAUCUGCCAAUCAUUUACCUGCUAAAAGCUAACCACGGGAUCCGGCCUGCACCGCAGUCACUAGCGCCACCUCUGGUCGGAGGCCAAAUUACAUCAGAUCAGCGCUUUGGAAGUUAUGUAACCUUGUUGUCGUGAGGAAACACUGACGAAUUAUUUAACAGAUGUGUUUUUCCACAUAAACACAUUCACAAAAAAGGAAAAAUAAUUUAAAAGCCCUCCAAGAUGGAAGAGGAAUUACAAGGAGCUUCAGCAAGCCCAUCUGAGUCAGAAAGUGCCCCAAAAUGGUUACAAGCAUUGUUAGAAAAUCAAAACCAGCAGGCAAAGCACCUUCAGAUGAUGCUGGCCCCUGUUUUAACCCACAUUACUGGGGGAACAUCUCACGUACAGCAAGAAUUGCCAUCCCUUGCAACUUUAAAUAGUUAUGGAGAAGGCGUGCCCCUUUUAAGCAGGCAGCAACAAGAACCUAUUUUUGCACCUUUGGCUUCAGAGCCCUCUGUGAGGCAGAAAGAGCGAGUUUGCAGUCCAUUUUCAGCAGAACUAGAUGUUAUAAACCAGCGUGCUUCCAGUUCUGGCCCUGAUAGAAUAAUCUCAAGGCAAGAGCCUCACAGCAGACGACAAGAAGCUAGGGAAUUGGAGCAUAGAGCAGACCCUUUGUUACCCAGGCGUGAUGAGCAAAGACUCAAUAGUGCAAGCCACAACAGUCAUCAUGCUCCACAAGAAAUGUAUAGACCUAAGCUCGCCACAUUUGAUGGAAAUGACGACUGGGACUCCUUCCUGCUCCCCUUUGAGCGACAAGCUCGUAAAUGUGGAUGGAGUGCUGCUGAAAGAGUAGACCGGCUGCACGAAUGUUUAAGAGGGACUGCAAUACGCUAUGUUUGCUAACUUCCUGAAAGAACAAGAGAGGAUUAUAUUCUCCUGGUGGAGCAGCUCACCCAGCGUUUUGGAAAAAGAGACCCCCCCACCACAGUGAGGAGGAAGUUAGGAGAGCUUCGCCAAGGAAGAGAAUCAUCCGCUGAAUUUGCAGAAGAGGUCCGACGUUUGGUCACCUUGGCUUAUCCAGGGGUGGACCUUGAUCUUCAAGAUCAGAUGGCAACUGAUGCUUUUCUAAAAGGACUGAAAAACCAAAAAGUGGCCUAUGAAGUAAUGAACCGAGACCCAUGCUCUCUUUCAGAAGCUCAAAAAUGUGUUGAGGCCCAUGAGCACAACUUUCGUGCGACCGUUGGGCGUGAGAUUGAUAUGAGGAACAGGACGAGGCGAAUAUCUUGGGCUGAAGACGGAGACACCUGUGAAGACUUCACUGCAACUUCUCGCAGGGUGCAGUCCCCUCAGUAUGUGACUACUGCUCAGUUUGCAACACUGACAGAUCAAGUUAAGAACUUGGUUCACACUGUAGGAAACCUCCAGCUACAGCUUGAACAUCUCCAGUCUAGUAAAUCUGACCAUCAAAGAGCCAGAACACCAACUCACUCUUCAGUUCAGUUUGAAAGACAGCCGAGUCUCCACCAAGUGCAGCCUGGUCGAGUGCGGUCUCAAUCCCCCAGUCCCACGCGUGGAAUUGCUGGCACAUGUUUCAGAUGUGGAGAAUCAGGACACUUAAGAAGAGACUGCAUCAGGUCAAAGAGCCCACCUGUUUCACAUGGCCAGGGUGAGAAAAACUCAGACAAAAGUUUACGGUUUGAAAUGACAUCUGACAACAGUCAACCGCAACAUGGGCUACAGAUUGGCUGCACAAAAAACCAAGGGGAGAGCCUACAGAUUCCAGUGAAGGUGAAUGGUAUCCCAACACAAGCUGUGGUAGAUACAGGAGCACAAACAACUAUAAUUUCUGAGGAACUCUUCCAGCAGUUUUCUAAAGAAAAUGAGAAGAAACUAUCUGAAACCUACCUUUUAAAUGCAGGAGUUGGAGACAGCAUGGUUGCAAAACAUGGUCUAAAUGUUAACUUCAAAAUUGCAUCCAAGUCCAUUGACUGGGAUGUGCAUGUGGCCCCAAUACGUGACUCUGUUCUUCUGGGACUGGAUCUAAUGAAGUGCCAUGAUGUUGUAAUUCAUGCACGUGGGAAAGUCUUUAUUGAUAACGAGCUUGUGCCCUCCAAAAUAAUGAGGAGUGAUGGAACAGACUAUUAUGUUACCAGGGUGAUGCUAGGGAAGACAACAACCAUACCACCAUCAUCUGAGUGUGUAGUUUGGGGUGAAGUUGACGACCCAAAGCCAGGAAUACCAGCUGUAUUGGAACCCAUGAGCAUCACUGAAGCUAUAGCUUCAGGGAGUGUAAUAACAACUAUGGAAAAGAGAGUACCGAUCAGGCUGUGCAACUUUUCGACUAGCAAAUCAGCACUACCAAAAGGAGCUUGUCUCGGAGUACUAGUUGAAGCGGAUCCUACAGAGCUGGAAUGUGCAGAAGAACAUCAAGCGGAACCUGAUUUAAACACGGAAAGGAAGGACUCGUCACUUGUAGUGGGGAGAGUAGUCACAUC